CAGACCUUCGACGUAGUGGGAUUCGGGCAAACUCAAGUGCUGGAGACGGGGUGCGCCGUCACCGCGCUUUCUGCAUCGGGUUACGCCAUUCAUCCAGGGUCAUUCGGUUCACCGGGGUAACGAAAAUGAUGGCCACAUCACGGGCGCGCGUGCCUCCGUGUUCCUCAUGACCGACCGGCGGCAGCAGCAGCAGCAGCAUCUGCGUGCGGGUUUGGGUUUGUCUCUUUCCGGGCUGGCGUGGAACCGAUCCCACCGACCGUCUGGCGGAGCGUCUGCCAGGCUGAGUCACCACUGGAGUGUUUGAAGGGUCGUGAGAGAGAGAGAGAGUGAAAGUGAAGGAGGAGGCUGAGACGUUACAUCACAACGUGGAAGAGAAAGUGAGAGGAAGAGUGUGAGAGAACUGAGAGCAGAGCGAGGGAACAGGACAGAACCACCAACAGGAAGUCGCGCACUGGACUGACCCUUGAACUCUGACCUCGGAGCCAACAUGAACGACCAGAACGUAGUGAAAGAGGGAUGGGUGCAGAAAAGAGGUGAAUACAUUAAGAACUGGAGGCCGCGGUACUUCCUGUUAAAGACAGAUGGGUCGUUUAUUGGAUAUAAGGAGAAGCCACAAGAUGCCGAUCUGGCGUAUCCGCUCAACAACUUCUCUGUGGCCAAGUGUCAGCUGAUGAAGACGGAGCGACCCAAGCCCAACACCUUCAUCAUCAGGUGUCUGCAGUGGACCACUGUGAUCGAGCGCACCUUUCACGUGGACACCCCUGACGAGAGGGAUGAGUGGGUCGAGGCCAUUCAGAUGGUGGCAGACAAGCUGGCAAAACAGGAAGAGGAAGGAAUCCUGUGUAGCCCCAUCUCUCAGAUCGAAAACGUCAACGAGGAAGAAAUGGACACGUCCACCAGUCAUCACAAACGAAAGACAAUGAAUGACUUUGACUAUCUGAAGCUGCUGGGUAAAGGCACAUUUGGGAAGGUGAUUCUGGUGCGGGAGAAAGCCAGCGGCACAUAUUAUGCAAUGAAGAUCCUGAAAAAGGAGGUUAUUGUUGCUAAGGAUGAGGUUGCUCACACGCUCACCGAGAGCAGAGUUCUGAAGAACACUAGGCAUCCCUUUCUAACUUCACUGAAGUACUCGUUUCAGACGAAAGAUCGUUUAUGUUUUGUUAUGGAGUACGUGAAUGGAGGAGAGCUGUUUUUUCAUUUGUCGAGAGAGCGUGUAUUUUCGGAGGAUAGAACCCGCUUCUACGGCGCUGAGAUCGUUUCUGCGUUGGAUUACUUGCACUCUGCGAAGAUUGUUUACCGUGACCUGAAGCUGGAAAACCUGAUGUUGGAUAAGGACGGUCACAUAAAGAUCACUGAUUUCGGCCUGUGUAAGGAGGGCAUCACAGACACGGCCACCAUGAAAACAUUCUGCGGGACCCCGGAGUAUCUGGCCCCUGAGGUUUUGGAGGACAAUGAUUACGGGAGAGCGGUGGACUGGUGGGGUCUGGGAGUUGUUAUGUAUGAGAUGAUGUGUGGACGCUUGCCCUUUUAUAAUCAGGACCAUGAGAAGCUGUUUGAACUGAUUCUGAUGGAGGAGAUCAAGUUUCCCAGAACCCUCUCUGCAGACGCCAAGUCUUUACUGUCUGGAUUACUCAUUAAAGACCCCAAUAAGAGACUCGGAGGAGGUCCGGAUGAUGCGAAGGAAAUCAUGAGACACAGUUUCUUCACUGCGGUGGACUGGCAGGACGUCUAUGACAAAAAGCUGGUCCCGCCGUUCAUGCCGCAGGUCUCGUCUGAGACGGACACCAGGUAUUUCGACGAGGAGUUCACGGCGCAGACCAUCACCAUCACCCCUCCGGAGAAGUACGAUGAGGACGGGAUGGACUCGGCUGAUAGCGAACGGAGACCACAUUUCCCACAAUUCUCGUAUUCGGCCAGCGGGCGGGAGUGAUGUCAUCAAACAACACCGUUUAAGGAGCCACCCUAGAAAGAGCCCCCUCUCUCUCUGUCUCCUCCGUUUAAUUACCGAUAGUCAUAGCGAGUCGUUUUUGUUGCUUUCUGUUCGUUUUUUUUUUUGUUGUUUUGUUUUGUGGGACUUUAAAGGGGGUUUGCACAGUUGGGUGAGACUUGAGCUGGUCGACCCACGUAAAAAAGUCUUGUACACUUUCAGCUGCUUGUUUACAGAUCAUGGACAGUGUUUUUGGGGGAAUAUGAUCAGUAUUGUUAAAGACCUGGAGCGUUUUUUUUCUUUUGUUUUGUUUGUUUUGUUUUGCACUCAUUUAAAAGAGCCGUUGUGGGGAACAAACCAAAAAUGUUGCCUUAUGUGUGUGGAACUCAUCCGACAGACAUAUAGUUAGACGCAGCAGCUGAUCUGUUCCUGUGAGGCUCACUCGUUUCAUUUUGUUCUUGCAUUUUUGACACACACACACACAUCCCCCGUCUGAGGUGUUGAAGAGUUUCAUUCCUUGUUUGUGUUUUCGGUAAAUAAUGAAAACAAAGAAAAUGGGGAAAAAUGGACUCGAGUGUUGAUAUUUUCGUUUCUCUUUUAGUUUUAUCCUCACGCUCUGAUAUGAAGGUUUCAGUUCAAAUACACAACCAUACAACAAACUGUCCUUACUGUAAAAGUCUCUCAGGCAAUUCAGAGCACAAGUGUGAAUCUCAUGAAACCUCCCGAGUCAUAUUUCACUGCAAAACCAGAAAUAUUUAGAAAUUUAGCAUAUUUUUAGGAUCAUUGAGAUGUUUUGCAUUGCAGCAUUAUCUUCAUGAGUUUUCUCAGUUCUCUGACGCAACAAGUCUCUUUCUCUUUACAGAAAAAAUUAAAUGUCAUUAGUAGUAGUAUUAUUUUCACAAACCGUGUUUAAUCAUAAUAUAUCAAAUGUUAUUUAAAUUUAUAUAACAUUCAAAUGUGUUUCAUUAAUCUACUAAAUUGGUUAACAUGAACUAGCAAAGAAAAACAAAUCAACAGCAUUUAUUAAUCUUAGUUCAUCUUAAUUUUAACAUGUACUAUUACAUUGUUAAAAUGAAAAGUAGUAUUUGUUAACAUUAGUCAAUGCACUGUAACUAACAUGAACAACUAUUUUCAUGAACACUGAUAAAGAGUAUAAAAUGUUAGGUAAAAAUAAAUUGCUCACUGUCAGUUCAUGUUAGUUUAUACAUUAACUGAUGUUAAUCUUCUUGUGAAAUGUGCGGUAUAUGACUUGGAUCAUUCAAAUAAAUAUUUAGUAGUAUUAUUAUUUUAUUAAAUUAAUGAACCAAUCUGUAAUGUCCAGAUUUUUCUGAUUUUUCCCCCAUCAUGGAAAACGAAAAUUGAAUUACAUAAUUUUAUUAAAAAUAAUGUCACACUGCAAAAAUCUAAAUGGUCCUAUUUUUAAAAUCUAAAAUACAAUUUAUUAUUUUUAUCCAGCUGAUUUUUGUCCUGAAGUAUGACCUGCGUGUGUUUUUCGUGAGAUUCACUCACAAAUCCAGUGGUGAAACCUGCCCGGAUAUGACUCGAACCGCUUCGUCCUGAACGAGACGGCCCGCUUUAAACCUCCUCCGCUCUCCGAACCCCAGAAGCGUUCAGGACAGACGUGUGGAGGCUCACGAUGGGCGGCGUUUCACCUUCACUGUACAGAGCUACAGGUGUGUGUCUCCCUCAGCAGCACAGAGAGAGACCCCUCAACCACGGACCCUCACUUCUCACCACACAGAGACAAAACCUAACGUUGGACUGUUCCUGAAGAUGUAAAUACAAACCUCUCGCUCACCUUUUACCCGUAUUGUUACAUCACCAUUAUUAUCUCUUAUUUUUGGGCAUAAAGAAGUUACGAUCCUGUCUCCAUAGCUGUGGAAAUCUUAUGGACGUGUGAUGUCUGCGUUUGGAAUCAAUACCAAGUCAGAUCACAGACUCAUUAUAUUUGCAACUGAGCCAUGCAAUAGCAGUGUGAAUGACCUUUGACCCUUGACCCGUCCUGUCCCGGCCCUCCUGUGUGUGAUGUACAUAUGCAAUGCCUUCUGUUUGUUACGCGUCACAGCCUUGAGACAAGUUAUCGUGUGUGACUAAAGUGAAAAAAGAGACCGAAUCAUUGGAGGAACGUGUAUCAUGUGGGUGUUUCCAUGAACUUGCUAUGGUUUCAAUCCCAUCCUGUUUGUACCUGAUCCAGUGAACGUUUGGGAAGCUGCCGGUUCUUCACAGCGAAUGAUAUGAGUGUGUGAGAUUGUUCGUUAAACUUUCGGUUGUUGUUUUCAUGCUGUGAUGCAUUCGGUCGGCUGAUGAGAAAUCAUCAGCAGGUUUUCUAAUAUUGUUCCGAUGAUUUCAUUAAUUAUUAUAAUUUUUUUUUUUUUUAGUUUGUUUCAGCGUAUUUUUGUACUAUAGAUGUAAUUUAGUUGUAUUUAUUUUCGUAUGUUGGGAUGAAGGACGCUGUCGGCCGCGUUUAUUAAGUGCUCUCUCUCCCUCAUUAUUUUUUAUACCUUUCCUUUAGUCGUUUGCCUGUUUUGUUUUCAUACCAAAACAUUAGAGCAGGUGCCCUGUAGAGGACUUGCAUUGCCAUUUGGUAGUAUUUAUUUUAAGUUAUAUUAAAAUGUUCAAAUUUC
Carassius gibelio (silver crucian carp) is the source of this 4548-nucleotide messenger RNA. RefSeq names its product RAC-gamma serine/threonine-protein kinase. The transcript has 15 exons. The record is from RefSeq and is a predicted model, not a curated record. Gene Ontology annotation, biological process: protein phosphorylation. Gene Ontology annotation, molecular function: ATP binding; protein serine/threonine kinase activity. Lineage: Eukaryota; Metazoa; Chordata; Actinopteri; Cypriniformes; Cyprinidae. Bases 488 to 1927 code for a protein of 479 amino acids.